Messenger RNA from Cottoperca gobio, 900 nucleotides. RefSeq names its product mitochondrial ribosomal protein L34 (gene mrpl34). The transcript has 2 exons. Lineage: Eukaryota; Metazoa; Chordata; Actinopteri; Perciformes; Bovichtidae. Gene Ontology annotation, molecular function: structural constituent of ribosome. The record is from RefSeq and is a predicted model, not a curated record. Gene Ontology annotation, cellular component: ribosome; mitochondrial large ribosomal subunit. Gene Ontology annotation, biological process: translation. Bases 103 to 477 code for a protein of 124 amino acids.
CCAUUGGCUGAAAAGUCUGAACCAAUCAUUUUGCUUCAUAUACGCAGGCAGACCUGUGACAUUCACUGUUCUUAUGUCUGUGUCAACUGUAAAUAUCUAAAGAUGAACAUUUUACGGUCGUCUUUUUCCCGAUUGCGUGGAAUAACCAAUUUCACCAGCAUCCCUGCAGGGAACCUUGCAGUAACUGGAAACUCUCACCUUAGAUUAUUCAGCAACUGGAUUGUUCCCAGAGUAGCUGCAGGACCUCAGAUGUCCAGAUGUGGGCCCCUUUCUUCACAAGCUGAGGGUUCAGGAGUGUUCCAACAGCUUCCAUGGCAAUACCAGCAGGUACGGACAAAGAAGAGAGGCACAGAGUAUCAGCCCAAGAACAUCAAACGCAAGAGGACCCAUGGCUGGAUCAAGAGGAUCAGCUCACAGGGCGGCAUCGAGGUGAUUCUACGCCGCAUGUUGAAGGGACGGAAAUCACUCUCACACUGAAGGACCUUGUUGGAAAACCUGCAGGACUUUUGGAAAACAGACUUUGGUUCAGAAAUGCUGCCAUUGUUCAGGGUGCUCAGCAAAGAUCUUGUGUCCUGGGUUAACUGGUGAUACUGGGUGUGUGUUGGUUUUGGCUUUCCCACUAUAUUAAUAAUGGGUGAGAGGAUGGAAACUAGCCUUCGACACACAAUUUGCAUUUACCUUUGGUAUAAAGAGCUCUGGCAGUUUCACGUAGUUAUUUUUGAUCCAUAAAAUGUUUUCGUAUUCAUUUAAUGUUAUCAGAUGUAUGGAUUUAUUUUUGCUUGUGUAAAUUGUUUGAUUCAAAUACAAAAUGUGUCUGAAAAAAAUCAGUGUCCUCUUAGUUUUUGCAAAUGAAAACACCGAUUCUGGUUGACUAAAUAAAAACCACCCCUGCAGAAUUUA